Messenger RNA from Chiloscyllium plagiosum (whitespotted bambooshark), 3306 nucleotides. The record is from RefSeq and is a predicted model, not a curated record. NCBI's taxonomy places the organism in Eukaryota, Metazoa, Chordata, Chondrichthyes, Orectolobiformes, Hemiscylliidae.
UUAGGUGGGGCUCCAGAGCUCAUUGGCUGUAGUUUGUACAGGGGCUGAUGUUUGCACCAGGGUCAGGAGCAGUUUUGGGUUAGGAGAGGGUGGAAACAGCAGGCUCCUAGCUCUCUCUUUCCUCUCUGUAUCUCUGGUGGUGCUGCUGACCACCCUCCCUCUCAGCAUGGAGUACAAACUCAGGAUGCCGAAAAUGGAGCUUGAUGCAGCAGAGGGGCCCCCAGGUUUGAUAAAGCGCAGCCCGGAGCUGCAGCUGGCUGCCUCACAGCAAGUCUCUGCAGUCAUGGUUAAAGGGGAGAGCCCUGCACCAGGAUAUGAAGCCUUUCCAAAUUGCCAAGCUUCCGAUGUCUCUGGAGCCACCGUUGAAACUGCAUCACUGACUCCAGCAGAACCCAGGGAGCUAAUGAAAUGGCAGAAACGCAGGAGCCGGCAUCCUGGCAGGGACCACCGGAGAUACUACCAGGAACACUGGAAGAUGGAGUACCUGAUGGACUAUGACUGCCUGCGACAUGGCCUAGUCUGCAUGGUGUGUGGCAGUGCCCUGGCCACCCUCAAACUCAGUACUAUCAAGCGACACAUCCUCCAGAAACACCAGGAUACUAUGCUCCUGACUCGUGCUGAGAAGGAGGUUGUCAUUGCAACCUGGGUUGAGCACCUCCUGAGUCACAGUCACCACCAGGAGAAGUCUGAUAUGCUAGGAGCUGAGGCUAGAACAGUGCAGAUCAAUCCUGCCCCAGAUGCAGUAUGGGUGCCUUACAUCCCAAGGACUGAAGCAAUUCAAGAAUGCCACCUCUUUACCAGGGCACUUCAGGAUGGGCAAUCCCAAUCUAGCAGCCAUCCCCCCUCUGCUCCAAGCUCGUCUGCUCAGUGCAGCGCUGAACUGCUCCAAGGGAUACCUCCGGCCGCGGAUCAAAGGUCGGCUGAGGCCGCUCCGGGUAGGAUGUCUCCGCCAAGGCCGGACCCGGCAAAGGGGGCGCUGAGCCGGCGGCCUGUGAGGCGGUACUACCAGGAGCGCUGGCGGACGGAGUACCUGAUGGAUUACGAUGGCGUGCGACAUGGCCUGGUGUGUAUGGUGUGCGGCAGCGGCCUGGCCACUCUCAAGCUGAGCACCAUAAAGCGGCACAUCCUCCAAAGGCACCAGGCCUCACUCAGUCUGACUGCCCGUCAGCGACGCGUCGUAAUGGCCACUUGGAUGGAUCGGCUCCUGCACCAAACACAGCCCCCCUUAACAGAAGCGGGACACCUAAGGCACCGCCUCCUCCCUCACACAGACCAAUCAGCGGUCGAUAACACGGCUCCCGCCGUUUCCCACCAAUCGGGCCUCGAAUUGCACGGGACCCGGUUUCCCGCUCUAUCCCACGGCGACGGUCAGUUACCGCAGGUGCCAGGGGAGGGUACUAUGCUGCAAGACCAAUCAGUUCCAGGGAGGCCAACCUCUAUGAUGGACAGCGUCGUUGACCAAUCGAGCGUCGACCAAGUGCGACAGGUGCCAGGAAAUGUGUCACAUCGAUUCCAUUCGGACUGCUGUAUAGGGGAGGGGCGGCACGAGCGUCACCAAUCAGAGACCAGUGACCGGCAGCCAGGGGUGGAGCCAGAGACACUGACAGGGACCGAAGUCCGUUUGGAUCCUCUUCAUGUUGGCUCAGUUGUCGAGGUGGUGGGUUUUCCUGUGUUGCUGGAUCAAUCACAACUCCCUGUUGAUAAUAACCGGGUGGUGCCACAGCACAACCCCCUGGCUCCGUUGCCCAGUAAAGGUAUCCGUCGUUACUACCAGGAACGCUGGAGGUUUGAACACCUGAUGGACUAUGACUGGUGGCGGCAUGGCCUAGUCUGCAUGGUGUGUGGCAAAUCCCUGGCUACUCUCACCCUCAGCACCAUCAAACGACACAUCCUCCAAAACCAUCCGCACUCGCUGCACUUCAACCAGGCCGAGAAGGAGAACAUUCUGGAAGCCUGGAAUGAGAGGGCUUUGCAGCGCGACUGCACAGCGGUGCAACUGGUGAUGCCCGGGACAGGUUCUAACUGGUCAGCCGGUAAGAAGCCACGCUGUCACUACCAAGAGCACUGGCGGUUCGAGUACCUGAUGGACUAUGACCAGUGGUGGCACACCCUCGUCUGCAUGGUGUGUGGAAAAUCGUUGGCUACUGUAGCCCUCUGCACCAUCAAACGGCACAUCCUUCAGAACCACCCGCACUCCCUUAACUUCAACCAGGCCGAGAGGAAGAACGUUCUGGAUGUCUGGAAGAAAACUAUAUCUCUGCAGGAGAGUGCAGUGAUCGAAUCGCGGGAAGAGGAAUUGUCAGCCCUUAGGAUACAGUCUGCAGUUACAGAGGAAAAUCCAGUCGUGGAGUUUGCAAAGGACGUGUCCCCAGGUUGGGGUGGGGAAACGAGCCCUGUGGAAAUUGAAGUGUGCGUGGAGGAGCCAGAUCUGAGCUUACCGGCACAGACAGUCAGGGGCCGGGGCCGAGGCCGAGGGAGGGACCAUUGGAGGAACUAUCAGGAGCGCUGGCGACUCGAGUACCUGAUGGACUAUGACCAGUGGCGACAUGGCCUGGUCUGCAUGGUGUGUGGCAGUGCCCUGGCCACCCUCAAGCUCAGUACCAUCAAGAGGCACAUUCUACAGAAACACCAGGACACCAUGGAUUACACACUGGCCGAGAAGGUGAUGGUUGUGGAUGAGUGGAACAAGAAAAUCGCCACUGUUGCUAAGAUGGACUUCUGGCAACUGUCCACCAGUAGGAACAGGAGUCCUCCCAGGAAACCAGGAGGAAUGAUCUGUGCCCAGCAUUAAUUUUUGACACCCAUGCACACAUCCUGUAGGGUCUGUGCAAAUACAGGACUGGGGGAGGAGGCAGUUAACAUUGGCUUUAAUGCCUGACAGUAUCACCCCUCCCAAAAGCUGUUUUCAGUUAAAUGCUCACACCCACAACUAGCAGGAGUGGGGCAGGAGGUAUCCAUCAGGAAACACCCCAGGACCACCCUAUUUUGCACCAAUUCUGAGGUCAAGAGUGGCUGAAGGUAGCCUCUGUGCUCCAAGGAGAAAGUUUCAGCCACUCCUGCCCACCUGCUGCAGGUAGACUAAGGUGAGCUGUGGGAGGGAUUGGGGCAGGGAGCUGGGACUGUCUGGGCUGCGACACCCCCUUCCCUUAACGGACGGCAGAGAGUCAAAAGAUUUGAGAAACUGAUUUCUCAGGGAGUGACUGGGACAUGGGUCAAAGGGCCAAAAAAAUAACCAGGAGCAAAUAUGUAUAUCACUUCAUGGUGCCACCCUUGGAUUGAAGAGUAAAACAAGUUGGUGUGCAACUA